AUCAUUUACACGAGACGCAAGCUUGCGAGUAAGAGAUGGAUGUACAUUCCCUGAAAAUGAGUAUUUAGGAGGAGUUGUGUGUUACCGCUCGAGUCCGUAUUUGCCUCGGAUUCUCGGGUAAAUUGGAGGCAGUUAAUUGAAAUCCAGUACCGACUAGCAGAUAGUAGAUAAACACCGGGAGGUUAUGCAUACAGUUAGCCACGAGUUUGUUAUCAGCUGCCUUCUCCCUCGUUUCGAACGCGGUUGCGACACCCUCCGAUAGACGAAACUCAACCUCGUAUUUCGCGUAAGAUAGUUACUAGGACUUGUCAGCACCCCGAGAUGUCUUCAAACACCGGGACGGAACACGCUCGCGUCGAGUAUUUGGUAACGCGCUUUUUCCACCCGGAAACAUCGAAUGCAGAGAAGCAAGCGCUCGAGGCGGAGAUGCGCGAGCUACAAAAAACUAGCUUUACUUGGCAGUUCUGCUUAACGAACAUGAAUAAUUUCAUGAAUCAGUAUUUAUGGUUCUUUUCCGUACUGACGGUAGAGAAUACCGUAACACACCGUUGGAGCGAACUGACUCCGAUCGAACGUCUUCAGCUACGUGAUGCGCUAUAUGCUCUCUACUCAGGUUAUGAGAUUGAUGUGCCCGCCCUGCAACGUGAGAAAGUUGCACAACUUGUAGCAAUGAUCGGUCUGCGUCAGUUCCCCGACGAGAAUCCACAAUACCUGGAUGAUCUAUUGCAACUACUGCAGGUGAAGUUUAACCUCGGGCUGACGCUAUGCCGCGCCACCGGUGAUGUGAUAACGCGAAAUCACACCAAUGUAUCGAGCGACCGACAAAAGCGGUUUGCGAACGCCAUCAAUCAACACAUUCCACAGCUGCUCGCGAAACUGACCGAGCAUUGUGCCUUUUUCGCCCAGCAACUGAAACACAAUCACAGCAUUCAGCAUUCGGACCCCACCUCAGGCCAUCAUACAGCCGGUUUGGUUGAGCUCAAACGCACGGAGCAGCACACGAUGGAGCUACUGCAAACGUUACAGCAGUUUUUCACUUGGGCCCCACUAACAGGUAUGCAGGACACACUGCUGUGUAGCAUCGCAACCUUGGCGCAAUGCGUAGAAACAUACAUAGACAUUGCGAUUGCUGCACUAUCGACGCUAGCCGAGUUGCUGUAUAGUCAUAAAGUAUUCCCACAGCGGGCCGCAAUGGUGGGUGCGAUACUACCUCUACUCGCCCAGCCCAAUGUCUGGCAGGUAGAUGAGAUGUACCAGGAUAAGCUGACUGAUCUCGUGCGCUUGCUCGUCGAACGCGACUGGUGCCAACGAUUCAACGACAAAGACUUUCCAGCGGCGGAAUUGCUGCAGAACUUGCACACGUUCACAUUCAGUGCGUAUGGUGCGCUCGCGUUCUCCGAUCGGCUUAGUUGCUGGCGUCCGAUCGUCCGCAGUGGUCCGGAAGAGAAUGGUCUCGACGUCACACCGCGCGACGUGUGGCAACAUGGAACGGGCAGGGUGCUUGUAAAUAAGGAGCUGUUACAUACGAUCGGCAAUGCGAUCCAGGUGGUCGGAAGCUACACACUAUCCCGUAUGCUGUUCCAUAACGAUAGUAAGCAACUACUCCAAUCGCUCGACAACACAGAGUUAGAUGAUAAUAUGGAAACGGAGCUGCAACAUUAUUAUAAUCAAUGUCUGGACUUGGUAGAACUGAUUGCCCAAUACCAACCAGUUUACAUUACCAAUAUCGUGUUCGAGGUCAUCGCUAACACAACCCUUCCUUAUCAGAAGGUUUUUGAGAUGUGCAAAAUCCUAAAUCGGUUGCGCACCCCUAGCACGCCACCGGAAUUGGUUGACCCGGCAAAUUUCACGCGGAUCCGGUUCCAGUUGAGGGAUUUUUCCAGCAUAUGCCAGAUGCUAGUGCGGCUGUGUGCCCCACUACGUGGCAGAUAUCAGUCGGUUGAUGCCUCCAUCGAUUGGGUGAUUUCUGAUCAGCUGUGCCUUUUUCUGGCCAUUACCGACGAAGUGCCCGCUGAUCGGUUCUUCUGCCGCGCUGGCCCAUCCCUAGCGCGAGAUUUUGUUCAUAUUACCGCCCAGCUGUUGAUGUGCCUGCAGUCGCUGCUUCAGUUUGGUUCCGGAACGGAAGCGUCACCACAUAAUGCGUACAUUGUGCAGCUCUUUAUGCAUGUUGCUAGAUUGUUGGCACCGCUCGAGCGUUUAGAUCAGAGCCAAUGGAAUUUAUUGGCUAUGGCAGCUGCGAAUUUCCUCUGCCACGCGAGCAGCAAACGGCAUCUCACGCAAUGCUUGUUGGAGUGCAUGGAACCGCUGUACUCAACUAAGCUUUUACACCUCGAUGUUUUCAGUGCGAAGCGACUAAAUAAGGCCAUCUGCAGAUGCUUCGUCAGCCCAUGGAUACAUCCAGUCAACGAGGAUCCUGCAGUGUGCCAGAAACACGUACAUCUUUUAGAUCAGUACGUACUCAUAAUGGCCCAAGAUUUGCUUCGUCUCGAUCCAUCCAAUCCGGAUUGGUGUCGUUUGCUCACCGCUGGAGUGCAAUCAGAGGAAGAGCAUCAAACGGCAGGACUGCGAAAUACCAUAGUGGGCACUAUGGCCGGCAUAAAGUUAGAGAUCAUCUAUCUAACAGAUUUGAUCGAGAACUUUUCCGAUUACAACGGAGUGGUGAAAGAACGGCUCGUAAAUGCUUAUCGGCCCAUCAUUGAGAAGGUGCUGGGGUUGUAUCAAGCGAUUUGCGUUGCUGGACAGAGUACCGGCACCACUGCCUUCACGCGUCAGUUGCUAGAUUUUUCUCACAGCGUGAUCAACGUGCUUCAGGUGCAACUGGGUGAAACUUUCUUGCGUGUCAUCGUGCGCGUGUUCGUUGACCGAUUUGAGAGUGCUACGGCGACCAGUCAUCGUUUGCAAUCCGUCAGCACGUUGCUGGGCAUCUUUCAGUUAAUCGUGGAUCACCCGCGUAGCUAUCGUGACCUAAUGCCCGAAAUAAUUGAAUUUAGUGUUUUUACGAUAUGGCCAUUGUUCCGGGACCAAAGCGAAGCGAUUGUAGACGAAAAAUUGCGGGAUGAAGUCUGCCAGGCAUUGUUUAAAAAUUUUCACUCGUUGCUGCACGAAAGAUUUGAACUGUUUCGGCCAUCCUCUAACGCCGGUGGUGCUGAUUCAGUCGCUGCGCAAGUUCCUCAAAGACGGCUUGAGGCGAUCCUGAACAGCUAUGGCCUAGUUAUCAUGGGAUCGAGCGAUGUUCAGCUUAUUAACGAGGUGCUCCAUUCGAUGCAAGCAAUCCAGGAACGCUGGCAAUUGUUUCAGUUACCAGCCUUCCGUACGCAGUUCCUCGCUUCCUUUGUGACAACGCUACUGCAGAAGCUGGUUGCUGCUGACGGAAUGCUUUAUUCUGGUCCUAUAAUGAACCUGCUUUACUCUAUGACUCGAACAGGCGACGAUUGUAAGCAGGAUCAGCUGGACCGAGCCAUCCAAUCUUUGCUGCUCACACCGGACGCAGCAAACGAGCUAAAUGCAGUGAUGAAAGCAACGGAUUACCCAACGUUUGUGCAGCUUUUGGAAACCUUCAUUCACGAUAUGCACAUACAACAAAGCCACUAACCGGAUAGGGUCUGUUCAUUUUCUCUGUUACGACGUUCUAUGGUCCUGUGUGGAGGCCUUAAACGGAAAAUAUGGCGUCUUACUCAACUUUAUUUAUGGCACCUAGCGCUAAAAUUUGCUUCGUCCCGUUUUUGUUCGCCAAUUGUUAGGAUCCAGGUGUAUCAAACAAAAUUACGGAGGUAUCGUAUAUUUAAAAACAUACAUUUCAAUUAGGCCAAUUUCAAUUAGAAGUGUAGACCUAUGGCAUAUUGAAACGAAUCUCUUACUGCUUCUAUGCUCAAACAGUUCUUUUUGUUUUGUUGCUUGUCAGUCAGAUACAUGUCUAAUAGAUAUUGACAAGCGCAGAUGUGACAUCCUAAUAUAAUAAAUACAAAAUAUGCUAAUACAAUGCUAAAUGGAGAACGCUAGAUGUCAUAAAAAUUCCGAAACCAUUUGAAAGCAUAGAACUGUUGGCGAGUCUUUAAUUUUUAUAAUGCACGGAAAACCUAAGUAAUUCUCAAAAUUAGCCAAUGAUGGUUUAAUAUUUCUAAUAGCUGUUCGAAUGAAACAAAUUGUGCCAAAAAGGAUUGAUAGCUUGUUCUCAAAAUCUUGGUACACAGUACAUCAUUAUUGGAAAUUUAGUGUCGGUUUUAAAAACUCUAGAAGAUAAUCUAACGAUAAUCGGAUGUCAAAAUGUGAGAUACACGGCACGUCAAAAUGUGAGAUGUACAGGGUGCGUCAUCUAGACAGGAUCUAUUUAAAUGUUUAACAACUCCGCCAUUUUUCAGCCAAUUU
Messenger RNA from Anopheles darlingi, 4365 nucleotides. It is a transcript of the gene ebo, whose product is annotated as exportin-6. Bases 322 to 3591 code for a protein of 1089 amino acids. Gene Ontology annotation, biological process: protein export from nucleus. Lineage: Eukaryota; Metazoa; Arthropoda; Insecta; Diptera; Culicidae. The transcript is spliced from 5 exons. Gene Ontology annotation, molecular function: small GTPase binding; nuclear export signal receptor activity. The record is from RefSeq and is a predicted model, not a curated record.